CUGGAGCGCGACAAGAUGGCGCAGGCAAUAUUUGAAGUGCUUGAAGGGAUGGACAACCAGACAGUGUUGGCAGUCCAGUCUCUGCUGGAUGGUCAAGGUGGAGUUCCUGACCCCAACAACCAGAAUGUUUCUGGGACACCUGCAAUCCAGUCUAUGGGUAUGAACUACGACGAGGAUGUGUUCCUGUGUGGGAAGUGUAAAAAACAGUUCAACUCUUUGCCAGCAUUCAUGACACACAAGAGGGAGCAGUGCCAGUCUAAUGCCCCCUCCCUGUCCACUGUGUCCUUGGCCUCCACCAAUGCUUACACACCUGUCCCAUCCAUCAGCUCUGUACCACAGACUCCUGCCAACAGACAGGUAUCCACCUACAUCACAGUCCCUCCCUCCCCGUUAACACACACUCUGGUCCAAGGCAACGUGCUGGUCAGUGACGACGUUCUCAUGUCGGCCAUCUCGGCCUUCACCUCCAUCGACCAGCCCAUGGCCACCAUGCAGGCGCCCAUACAGAGUAACCUGAGCAUGCACACAGCGGGCGUGUCUUACCUUCAGCACCACCAGCACCACCACCACCACCAUCAUCAUCAUCACCAACAGCAGCAGCAGCAGCAGCCUCAGUCCUCCCACCCCCUCCCCCCAAGCCAAACACCGGCCCACUCUCUGUCAGCGGGCCAGUCCACGCCACAGUCGCUCUCUUCUCAGGUGGCAGCGAGUCACAGCAACUCUGUGGUUCAGGUGUACAGCACUCUGCCUCAUAUGGCUGGAGGUGGAGGUGGCGGUGCUGAGAUCCACACCCUGGGUCUGCAGCCUUUCCAUCCAGUACAAGUGCCCAGUCAGUGUGUGGAGAGCCAGUCAUUCAAUACUCCUCCUGUCUACAGCCCCGGAAAACAAGGAACCAAGACAAAGCUCUGCAGCAUCACCAACAGCCUGACGGAGCUGGGCGAUUUCGAAAAAGUCAUCAUUCCCAAAAGGCCAAGGAGCAGCAAAAAGAGCCCAGAUGGAGAAACAGCAGAGCAGCUGAAAGGAAAGGGGCCAAAGCUCAAGUGUAAUUUCUGUGACAAAAUCUUCUCGAAAAACUUUGAUCUUCAGCAGCACAUUCGAAGCCACACCGGAGAGAAACCCUUCCAGUGUAUCGUCUGUGGCAGAGCCUUCGCUCAGAAGUCCAACGUGAAGAAACACAUGCAGACACACAAGGUAUGGCCUAUGGGUGUGGCCAGCACAGUGUCAAGAUUACCAGUCACAGUGAAGGUGGUGCCAGUGUCAUCCAGAGAGGAGGAAGGCGGCGCUGAGCAGCAGCAGCAGCAGCUGCAGCAGCUGCAGCAUCAUGAACAGCAUGAAGAGGAGGAGGAACUGCCUCAACAGCAGAGCUGUCAAACACAAGCGGAGGAAGAGGUGGCCCAAUCAGAAGCAGGAGCUGGCAUGGAGGAGAACGUGCCUGCCGCCCGGGCCGAUGUGGAGAGCAGCCGAGGGGAGGCGGUGCAGAACGGGCAUCCUCCGGCACAGAUGCAGACACAGUCCAACCAGAGCCAACAGUGCCCAAGUCAAACCAAACAGAUCGUUGUGAUUGACAGCUCCUACCAGUGCCAGUUCUGCGCUAGCAAGUUCAAGACCUACUUCCAGCUCAAGUCCCACCUGACCCAGCACAAAGGGGAGCAGGUCUACAAGUGUGUGUUGAAGUCCUGCUCACAGACCUUCCAGAAGUUGGAUCAGUUUUUGGAGCACACCCGCACGCAUCAGGAGCAGCUGACCUACCGCUGCCACCUCUGCAGCAAGGUCUUCCCCUCGCUGUUUGAGCUGGGCGUCCACCAGUACUCCCACUGUUUCUGCCCACAGCAAAACACGCGCAAGGAAACCACCAUCUACAGGUGUGUGAAGUGUCAGAGCAGAUAUUCUACUCAGGAAGCACUGGAACAACAUCUGCUGACUGCCUCACACAACUUCCCCUGCCCCCACUGUCAAAAGGUUUUCCCGUGCGAGCGGUACUUCAGACGCCACCUCCCCACUCACGGCGUUGGAGGGAGGUUUAAGUGUCACAUCUGUAAAAAGGCCUUCAAGACGGAGCACUACCUCAAACUCCACACUCGAAUCCACUCAGGUGAAAAGCCGUUCAAAUGCUCCCUCUGUGAGGCGACGUUCAACAGGAAGGACAAAGUGAAGCGACACAUGCUCAUCCACGAGCCUUUCAAGAAAUACAAGUGUCCCUUCAGGACACACGUGGGCUGCACCAAAGAGUUUAACAGACCAGACAAACUCAAGGCCCACAUCCUGUCACAUUCUGGUAUCAAACCCUACAAGUGUCUGUUUUGUCAGAAGGCGUUCAGCCGCAGAGCUCACAUGCUGGAGCAUCAACAGUCCCACACAGACAACUACCGCUUCAGAUGCUCCACCUGCAACAAGGGCUUCACCCGACAGAGCUACUACAGAGACCACAAAUGCCCUGCGUCCGGCAACGGGACAGGAACUGAAGGAGGCGCCGGAGAGGCAGAGGGAGGCCAGAUGACAGAGGAGGACGAUGGGGAAGAUGACGGGAGGUGUGGUAGAUACACCGCAGAAGCAAAAAGGCCUGGCACUGUGGGAGAGGAUGGACAUGAGGAUGAAAUGGGCAGAACUGACCACUUAGAAAGACAUGAAGAGGAGGAGGUGGAAGAGGAGGAGAGAGAGCAGAGGAGGAGCGACGAGGGUUGUCAGGCUGCCAUGUCUAUCAGCACCAGGGAAGAGCAGACUGAAAGAGAAGAGGAGGAGGAGGAUGACGGGUUGGAUCAUGGCUGUGAGGCAAUGGAGCAGAUUCAGAGCAAUGGACAAAACUGUUUGCAGCAGCCGUGUUUGUAGCCAUGUUAGCAUCCUCUCUGGACAUUUUCUGGACACGACGGAACAUCCAUUAUUUAAAGAAGAAGUAGAAAAAGAGUCUGGGAAACGAUUUGUUUUAAAUUAAAACGCUAUUUAAACUAUAA
This is a messenger RNA of Solea senegalensis (Senegalese sole), 2948 nucleotides long. It is a transcript of the gene znf341, whose product is annotated as zinc finger protein 341. Lineage: Eukaryota; Metazoa; Chordata; Actinopteri; Pleuronectiformes; Soleidae. The coding region runs from base 16 to 2826 and encodes 936 amino acids. The transcript is spliced from 16 exons. Gene Ontology annotation, cellular component: nucleus. The record is from RefSeq and is a predicted model, not a curated record. Gene Ontology annotation, biological process: regulation of transcription by RNA polymerase II. Gene Ontology annotation, molecular function: RNA polymerase II transcription regulatory region sequence-specific DNA binding; DNA-binding transcription factor activity, RNA polymerase II-specific.